This is a messenger RNA of Pieris macdunnoughi, 807 nucleotides long. Lineage: Eukaryota; Metazoa; Arthropoda; Insecta; Lepidoptera; Pieridae. The record is from the annotation of a GenBank genome assembly.
AUGUCUGAAAUGGAUGGUGGAUUGUUCUUCAAUAUGGAGGGCUUAUUAAAUAAAGAUUAUCGUGGAGUAAAUAUUGCCGUGUACAGCUUGGCAACUGCAGGCUUAGCGCUUGCGAUACACAAAGUCCGUCCGGUUAGCAAGUUUUCGAAAGCAUCUAAAAUUCCAGAGCAUUUUAUAAAACAACAUGAGCCUCUUAGAGGUGUGUAUGUUGGAGUACAACACUCACCAGUGAGGGUGUUAAUCAAUCACAAGGCACCAAUUUACAUACCAUUAUGGCAUUCCAGCAAACCUCCUCUACCAGUUAAGUUAUGGGGUGUUGAUAUAGUCAGUACAAAUGCUGUUAAUUGGCUAGAUUGUGUUGCAAAAGGCCGGAUGGUUACUUUAAAGCCCAUAACCCGGGAUAAAGAUGAAUUGGUUUCAACAGUACUUUUGCAUCUACCACAACCAAAGACUAAAUCAGAAGAAACCUUAGAUAUAGGACAGAAACUAAUUGAACUUGGGUUUGCUAAAGCAUCACUUCCACAAGGCAUUAAGAAAAAUAGUAUGCAAUCUAAAUUAGCACCAGUGUUACUUAAUGCUGAAAAUAAAGCAAAAAGUCUUAGAAAUGGUAUUUGGUCAGAUAAGUUACCACCAAUUCCCAGCUAUGUUGCAUAUUGGAGGAAAGGGUCAACAUUGAGUAAGGAACUGAUUGUGCUCUCUUCAAGGAAAAUCCUGGAUAUUUUAAUUUUCAUAUUAAAAGGUACCUUUGUAGGAGUCAAAACAAUUUCCCUCAAACCAUUUAAAUCUAAGCCAGUGCAGGCAACAUAA